AUGAAUGAACAGCAACAAGCAAUCAGAAAACGAAGAAAAGUUCUUGAUUUAGAUCUCGACUCUUACGUUAAUGUAAAGUCAAGAUUGUUACAGUUCCUACUAUUAGCAAGGCAAGGAAAUAUUAAACAAAUAAAGAGCGAUGAUUUAGGCAAGAUUGCGGAUGAUAUUGACUUCUUCUUCUUUAAAACAAGACUUAAUCUAAACCUAGAUGCAUUAACAUAUCGCAGAGUUACAUCCGAAUUUGAAAACUUUGACACAGAUCUUUCGAAAAGAUUGGUCUCCUUGAUCGAUAUUCAAAUUUCGGUUCAAACGGAGCUCAAACAAAAGAUUUCUCGGGCAUCGGAAUUUCUUGGGAAGAGAAAGGAGCUCAAUGAUGUCGUGGUUCGUGUGCUGAAGCAGAGUAAUUCUUUUAGAAUUUCAAAACGAGACUUUGAUCAGCUCUUUGAUGAUGACAUUGACGUUAGUGUGAUAUUAUCUUCGGGAAAGGUUGUAAAUAACAAUAGCAAUGAUUCCGAUGCCAUUGAAUACGUAUUUGACGUCAAAAGUUCGAAAUCAUUAAGUUCAUCGUGUGAUAAAUUAACCAGCUUGUUGGAGGAUAAAAUAAAGCAGUACAACAAACUUAGAGAUUCUGUUUCUUCAAAGCAACAAGCCUGGGUGAAUAUCUCCAGCAAAGUAAAGGAAGCUUUUAAAGUACUUGAUGAAGGGACGAAGGAUUUAGUUAAAUCAUCUAAGGCCUAA
Messenger RNA from Brettanomyces bruxellensis, 738 nucleotides. RefSeq lists its product as uncharacterized. The record is from RefSeq and is a predicted model, not a curated record. The coding region runs from base 1 to 738 and encodes 245 amino acids. The transcript has a single exon. Lineage: Eukaryota; Fungi; Ascomycota; Pichiomycetes; Pichiales; Pichiaceae.